This is a messenger RNA of Chelmon rostratus (copperband butterflyfish), 2019 nucleotides long. RefSeq names its product tyrosine kinase receptor Cad96Ca. The transcript has 13 exons. Gene Ontology annotation, cellular component: signaling receptor complex. Gene Ontology annotation, biological process: protein phosphorylation; multicellular organism development; cell surface receptor protein tyrosine kinase signaling pathway. The record is from RefSeq and is a predicted model, not a curated record. Lineage: Eukaryota; Metazoa; Chordata; Actinopteri; Chaetodontiformes; Chaetodontidae. Gene Ontology annotation, molecular function: transmembrane receptor protein tyrosine kinase activity; ATP binding. Bases 368 to 1672 code for a protein of 434 amino acids.
CGCAGUUUAGGCACUCCAGCAACAAGCAACAGACCUCAACAACUCUGGACUAGCCUCAAGUCUAACCAGUGGAAAAGUACUGAAGUCCUGUACUUAAGAACAUUUUGAGAGCUCCUGCUGGUGACAACACAAGACAUGGUUGAGCUCUUUAUGGGUCACAGCACUUCAGGUAGCUUCAGACAGAACUAACGCAGCACAGAGCCACACCGGCCGCCUCAUCUUAACUGCUCCAACUGCUUUCUGAGCGGCGAAGGAUGGACUUUAUCGAACUAGUGUUCAUCAGGAAACACAGCCUUUCCACAGAUCACUGAUGUACAUUCAUCAUCUUCCAGACUGAGGUGAUGACCUUCGUUGAGCAGAUGAAACAAUGGUUGGUAAUCACACCGGUGUAUCUGCGUGUCCAGAUCGGCCCCUGGACCCACUUGCUUACAUCCUCAUAGGGGUCCUUGCCUUCGCCAUCCUGGUGUUCAUGUUGCUGGGGGUCGUGUGUUUCAAAAAAUAUCGUUCUUUGGUCCAGACCAUUGGAGAGCUGCGAGGGAAGCUGCUGCUGGGUACUGCUCCUCGUCUGGAAGCUCCUAUCAUGCAUGUUAGGCCGGUCCCAGCAGUGGUGGAGGAGGAUGAGGAGGACGAGCCUCCUCCCCAAGCUCCCCUGCAGCAGAGCAGCACAGUCAGGUCCUCCUCCAGGAGGCUGUGGAAAGGCCUGCAGCAGGCUCCUCGUUUUACCAAGUCAGACCUGAACCUGGUGCAGCUGAUCAAAGCAGGGAAGGAGGGCGUCUUCUACCAGGCUAGGAUGACCAGAGGGACGUGUAAGGGCCACAGCAUGUUCACCUGCAAGAUCAGCAAGGAAGGUGUCCGUUCCAAACAUAUAGACACAGAGGUUUCCAUCAUGAGGAAACUGGUGCACCACAAGAACAUUCUCCAGCUACUGGACUGGAACACCACUGAGGAACCUUACAUUCUGAUCAUGGAGUACGUGAGCUACGGCACUCUGAGGACCUUCCUUCAGUCCAACAGAGUCCACCUGAGCGCAGACCCCGAGCUGCAGAGCCUCCUCACCAUCGCCUCCUACCACAUCGCCCUGGCUAUGCAGCACCUGAGCUCCAAAAUGAUUGUGCACUGUGACUUGGCUCUGAGGAACGUGAUGGUUAAUAAGUUUCCCUGGGAGGUCAAAGUGGCGGAGUUCGGCCUGGCCCGAGACUUAGCACGAAUGUCGAGCCGCCGCAGCAGCCGCUGGAGAAACCCGCAGCAGCGUGUGCCGCUGCGCUGGUACCCACCUGAAUACUUCAAGAAUAACUAUUACAGCUUCAAGGGAGACGUGUGGGCAUUUGGCAUCGUGCUGUGGGAGAUGCAGACAUUUGGUAUGUUGCCAUAUCCAAACCUGGAGACAUCAGAGACAGUGGUUUACCACAUCUGUAUUGGUCAUAAGAACACAAACCCUGAAGGCUGCAGACCAGAGAUACUCCAUAUCAUGCGAGAUUGUUGGCUGGAGCCGUACAGUCUGAGACCCUCAUUCACAGACAUUGUCUGCAUGCUGGAGAACAUCAUUGAAGACGAUGCGGAUUACGUGGAUGUUGAGAGUUCACAGAUUUUGGCCAAAGAUGAAGCUGAAUGUCAUGAGGCUAAAUGUCUACGAGCAGCUAGCGUCAUCUUGGAAGAUACAAAUCCCAUCUAAAUAAAUUUGCUGUUCUUAAGCAUUAUGUAUAUUUAAAACAAUACACUCAUUUAGGGUGCAUUUAUCUGCCCUGGGCAGCCUUUCAAGCACUGUUUCAAAUACAGAAACUCAGAUGAUCACACGUCACACAAAACUCCACAGAGAGAAAAAGUACAUACAACUGGAAAGUAGAGUAAUAUCACAUGGAGGGUAAAAAUGAUGCAGGGACUACUUAUAUUUGUUUGACACUGUAGAUUAGUACAUUACUCAUGUUUUAUGUGUCUUCUUGAGUUUGUUCGUCCUAUUUUUUGAUAACUCAAUUAAAACGUAAACUCUGUGUGUGAUGUGCGUCAUUUUCCCCUUUCCUG